Molecule: messenger RNA, 558 nt
Organism: Bipolaris sorokiniana ND90Pr
Lineage: Eukaryota; Fungi; Ascomycota; Dothideomycetes; Pleosporales; Pleosporaceae
Exons: 1
Coding region: 110-415 (101 amino acids)
Source: RefSeq, a predicted model, not a curated record
CUCUUCGCACCCUCUUUUUUCUUCUAGCCCCUCUUUUCUGAAGAGUCGGCUGGCGGGACUUCCGGUUUCCGCCUUUUUAUUCAUUUUCUCAUUUGCAUUUACUACGGUCAUGGGGUCUUGUUGGGAAUGUGAUACCUUGUUUUUCGGAAAUGGCAGGCGGAGGAGGAAAUGGAUGGGAAGGAGAAGGAGAAAAAUUCCGAGCUGGUUAAUUCAAAGUGGAGGAGGAGGAAGCGCUGGUAAAGAAAGUGUGUAUGGUUUUUCUUCGCAAAAAGACAAGAACGAGUCUUUUUUUGAUCUACUAUAUCAAGACUCCGAAAGGUUUUUUUACUUCAAGCUACCUAACAAAAAUGGGAAAUCCGUGUGCAUUAUUCAAUUUUUUUGUGCUUUUGUCUUUCUAUUGCAAUUGAAAUGCUGAUGGCGAUGGUGAUGUCAUUACUAGUAUUUGGCUUUGCUCGUUAUCUUUCUUUCGUUGAAACAAAAUCCAUCGGGAUCCCGCGUUUUUCUUCCUUGUAUUCUUGAUCUAAACUCCUCCCGCAGAUAGAUUAAAGAAAAAUCCAC